UGUGCGCGCACCAGCAGCCCGGCCCGGGAGGAGCAGGACGCGCCGGGGCCGCCUCCUCCCGCACGGACCCAUGAACCAGCCGGGCGGCGCGGCGGCUCCGCAGGAAGAGGAGAAUAAAGGAAAUGAAAUAUUUGGUCUGCUGCGUUUCACUCAAAGAUGGUGGCCCUUCCGUGAGGAGCCCAGGAAGCUGGGCGAGAGGCUGACGGAGCCAGUGCAGCCGGAAGGAAAAGCACUGCCAGCAGGGAGCGCUUGAAGCGCAGCCAGAAGAGCACCAAGGUGGAGGGUCCAGAGCCAGCGCCAGCUGAGGCCUCGCUGAGUGCCGAACAGGGUACGAUGACGGAGGUGAAGGUCAAGACAGAGCUGCCCGACGACUACAUCCAGGAGGUGAUCUGGCAGGGUGAGGCCAAGGAGGAGAAGAAGGUGGUCAGCAAGGACGGGACAGGCGACGUGCCUGCAGAGAUCUGCGUGGUGAUUGGCGGUGUCCGCAACCAGCAGACCCUUGAUGGAAAAGCGCCCGAAGCCAGCCCCCGCUGCAGAUCUGUGCGAGGCCGGUAUUCAGGGACCUGGAUUUUUGACCAAGCGUUGAGAUGUACACCGGGGUCCUACGAGUGUGGGAUCUGUGGCAAGAAGUACAAGUAUUACAACUGCUUCCAGACCCACGUGCGGGCGCACCGAGACACCGAAGCCACCUCAGGGGAGGGAGCCUCCCAAAGCAACAACUUCAGGUACACGUGUGACAUCUGCGGGAAGAAGUACAAGUACUACAGCUGCUUCCAGGAGCACCGGGACCUGCACGCCGUGGAUGUGUUCAGUGUGGAAGGGGCCCCCGAGAAUCGGGCAGACCCCUUCGACCAAGGUGUUGUGGCCACUGAUGAAGUGAAGGAGGAGCCCCCAGAGCCAUUCCAGAAAAUUGGGCCAAUGAACAAUAUUACAUCAGACAUUUUUAAGAAGAAAGAAGUUAGGCAAAGCCAAAAGAGAGAAACUGGGAAUUACACCUGUGAAUUCUGCGGGAAGCAGUACAAAUACUACACGCCCUACCAGGAGCACGUGGCCUUACACGCCCCCAUCAGUGCCGCCCCUGGGUGGGAGCCGCCGGACGAUCCAGACACGGGCUCUGAGUGUUCACAUCCAGAGGUCACCCCGUCUCCACGCUUCGUGGCAGCGAAGACCCAGACGAACCAGUCGGGGAAAAAAGCUCCGGCCUCCGUGGUCCGCUGUGCCACCCUCUUGCACCGCACCCCUCCAGCAGCCCAAACCCAGACGUUCCGCACUCCAAAUUCGGGAUCUCCAGCAAGCAAGGCGACCGCAGCAGAAAGCGCCUUUAGUCGGAGAGUAGAAGGCAAAGCACAAAACCACUUUGAAGAGACCAACAGCAGUUCACAGAACUCCAGCGAGCCCUACACCUGCGGAGCCUGCGGGAUCCAGUUCCAGUUCUACAACAACCUGCUGGAGCACAUGCAGUCCCACGCAGCUGACAACGAAAACAACAUCGCCUCCAACCAGUCCCGGUCUCCACCUGCUGUAGUGGAAGAGAAGUGGAAGCCCCAGGCCCAGAGGAACAGCGCCAAUAACACCACAACCAGUGGGUUAACCUCCAACAGCAUGAUCCCGGAGAAGGAGCGGCAGAACAUCGCCGAGCGGCUGCUGCGAGUCAUGUGCGCCGACCUGGGCGCGCUGAGUGUGGUCAGCGGGAAGGAGUUCCUCAAGCUGGCCCAGACCUUGGUGGACAGCGGCGCCCGCUAUGGGGCCUUCUCGGUCACCGAGAUUCUGGGCAACUUCAACACACUGGCCCUCAAGCACCUGCCUCGUAUGUACAACCAGGUGAAGGUCAAGGUGACAUGCGCCUUGGGCAGCAAUGCCUGCCUGGGCAUCGGUGUCACCUGCCACUCUCAGAGCGUGGGCCCCGACUCCUGCUACAUCCUCACAGCCUACCAGGCCGAGGGCAACCACAUCAAGAGCUACGUGCUGGGCGUGAAGGGCGCAGACAUUCGUGACAGCGGUGACCUGGUGCACCACUGGGUACAGAACGUACUCUCGGAGUUCGUGAUGUCGGAGAUCAGGACAGUGUACGUGACGGAUUGCCGGGUGAGCGCGUCCGCCUUUUCCAAGGCCGGCAUGUGCCUCCGCUGCUCAGCCUGUGCCUUGAACUCAGUGGUGCAGAGCGUGCUGAGCAAGCGGACGCUGCAGGCCCGCAGCAUGCACGAGGUCAUCGAGCUGCUCAACGUGUGCGAGGACCUGGCGGGCUCUACGGGCCUCGCCAAGGAGACCUUCGGGUCGCUGGAGGAGACCUCGCCACCGCCCUGCUGGAACUCCGUGACGGACUCGCUGCUUCUGGUGCACGAGCGCUACGAGCAGAUCUGCGAGUUCUACAGCCGGGCCAAGAAGAUGAACCUCAUCCAGAGCCUCAACAAGCACCUGCUCAGCAACCUGGCCGCCAUCCUGACGCCCGUGAAGCAGGCGGUGAUCGAGUUGAGCAACGAGAGCCAGCCCACCCUGCAGCUGGUGCUGCCCACCUACGUCAGGCUGGAGAAGCUGUUCACGGCCAAGGCCAACGACGCGGGCACCGUCAGCAAGCUGUGCCACCUCUUCCUGGAGGCGCUCAAGGAGAACUUCAAAGUGCACCCGGCCCACAAGGUGGCCAUGAUCCUGGACCCGCAGCAGAAGCUGCGGCCCGUGCCGCCCUACCAGCACGAGGAGAUCAUCGGCAAGGUCUGCGAGCUCAUCAACGAGGUGAAGGGGUCCUGGGCCGAGGAGGCCGACUUCGAGCCCGCUGCCAAGAAGCCCCGCUCCGCAGCUGGCGAGCACCCCACAGCUCAGGAGGAUGAUCGGCUGGGGAAGAGCGAGGUGUACGACUACCUGCAGGAGCCCCUCUUCCAGGCCACCCCUGACCUCUUCCAGUACUGGUCUUGCGUGACCCAAAAGCACACAAAACUCGCCAAGCUUGCCUUCUGGCUCCUGGCGGUCCCAGCCGUGGGGGCCAGAAGUGGGUGUGUAAAUAUGUGUGAGCAGGCCCUCCUGAUCAAAAGGAGGCGGCUGCUCAGCCCGGAAGACAUGAACAAACUCAUGUUUCUGAAAUCCAACAUGCUUUAAGACUCCGAAACAAAGAAAAAGAGAAGAAAACAGAGAAAUGACCGUUAGAAAAAACACACAACACUGUCACAAAGAAAAGGAAUUUAAGUUCUAAACACUGUGGACCUCAUUAUAAACGCCCCCUAGAAACUUAAGUGCUUUUUUCCAGUGUGUGUGUGUGUGCAUGUGUGUCCACAUCCACACGUGUGUGCGUGUGUCCAAACACACGUGCCCGGGGUGUGGGGGGCCUUGUGCUCAUCUGCACAUCCAGAGAAGCUUUGCACACGCGUGCACACACAUACAAUCCUGGUGCAUGUGCAUGCACCUGCCUGCGGGUGUGUGUGCAUUGACUGGGUGUGUCAGGAAAGCCAAGUGACUGGGAAAGAGGGAGAAGUUUCACCUUUUCUCGGGAAGGGGCUCUAAAGACUCCAUUUUCAGGUGUGCAGAUCAGGAGAAGCUGACGUUGUGAAAUGUUCAGGCAGCUGAGAUCUGAAUGACUUGAUGCUCCCUGUCCUGGCCUGCCCACACCCAGCCCUCCAGCCCCACCCGCCCCCACCCCGCCCAGCUGCUCUGCCACGGAUUCUCCAAACUGCAUCAGAUGGACAGUUUCUGCACUGGACUUUGUUUCUCGUUCACCUUCAGGGCAUUGAGCUGCUGCCUGGGGAGCCCCCUGGGGUGUCUCCAGGCAGCCGCCUUAGAAACACACCUAUCUAUCUCCCUAAAUCAGGAAAAGGAGACUUUAAGAAUAUAAAGCUGACGUUUUGCUUUUUAAUAUAAGAGAGGGAAAAAAAGACAUUUUUCAGAGAAGUAUAGCUAACUGUCUCCACUCAACGUCGUUUUUUUUUCCCUAACAUUUUAGCAGUUUUCUCCUCUUUGGGGGGUUUGUUUUGUUUCUUCCGAUUUGAUUUAGACUCUGCUAGGAGGCACUGAAUGUCUAACUUAUGUUUCCGAGUUUCGCCCUUUUCGUUCCUCGAGUCACACUGUAAACUAGCUCAUCUCAGAGGUACAUUCAGUACCCUAAGGUUUUUUUCUGCCUUCCCCCUGCAACCAGUUUUCACCUGUUGGCAGCAAGGUCAAGAGCAAGGUCUUGGCUGAGCUGUCUGCGGACCAGGGGUGGGGGCGGGGUCGCGGGAACCUCAGGCGCGGGGUCUGGUGGAAGCCAUAGGGGGCAGCACCUGGCUUAGGGGUUCUGAACAUAAGCGGAAGAGCCGCCCCCCUGCUUCGCUGCGCCUGGUACCGCGAGUUCUGACUUCCGUACCCAGAGUGCUCUGCGCUCCCCACCAGGGCCUAACCCUUCCAGCUCAACAGGGACUUCUGCCUUGAUCCAUGUUCGCGUCCACCACACCCCAGACCCACAGCCUCUCCUACUAUUUCGGGGUUCUAGGGGGUCCACAGCCCUCCUGGGACCCCAAAGGCACUUCAGCCCUCUACCCAGGACAGUAGUUGAGCGUGGUGCCUUGUGGGUGGAUGCAGUGGACUUGAUGCUGUGAAAGGGUCUUUAGGCCUCUCUGCCAGCCCUCAGCCAUGAGCAGUUGUGUUCUCCGCAGUCCAGAUGCUGAGAGUGACACAGAGGAAGAUCAGCUCUCAACCCCCACCCGCCCCACCUCAGUAGAGCUGAUGGUCCCACGUCCCUUCAGUGAUCAUGGCUGUGGGGCAGCGAUGGUCACACUUAAGGCAGAGAAUGACCACCUUUGUGGGGGCUACUGGCAAAGGAACCGUCUCCCUUCCUGGGGGUGGCUGCGUGACUCCCCCUCCCAGUAAUGAAGCAUUACUCAACUGCGAGAUACCUCGACUACAAAAGCACUGUACUACAGCCCUGUCCCUUGUCCCCGGCAGGAAGGGAGUGAAGUUGGUCAUGACUGAGGGCCCAGAUCAACGUCUUUGGGGGCCGAGCCUGUGCACUUUGGCUCAUGAGAACUGGCCCAGCCCUCCCUGCGGCGUCUGGGACAUUCUGGAAUGAAUACAAGCGGGCCAUUUCCACAUUCGCUCCAGCGAGCCCCGGUCUCAGGAGCCACUCUGCCAUCUCUCCUCCUGGAGAAGUUCUCAUGAUUUCCUCCACAUCUGCAGCUCGGAUCCUGUCAACAGGAGAGCCUCAGUGGAACAAGAACAGGGAGGUCCAGACAGGAGCUAAGGUCACUUCCUGGAGUGGAAACAGCAGCAGGCUCUUGACCUUCUGGGCUUUCCAGAAGGGGAGCUCUCGGCUGCUGCUGAUAGACAGGCGUCUACAGCUGUGCUUGACAGAUGUGGCUGGGGCCACAGCCUGGCACUCCUCACCACACCCGAGCUGCCUGCUUUGUGUGGUCAGUGAGAGCAGCCUUGGAGCAGAACUGUGCUGGUGGCCCUGUUUGGGGGCCACUGAAUUUGAAAGUAAGCAUUUCGCUCUCUUGGAAAGCUUCUAGCAAGCCCAAGUGUGCAAUUAGAACACUCCACAUCAGAGAAAGUCUAAACUCAAGGUAUCUGGCCACAGGCUGUCACCUGUCACCUUCUCUCUGGUUCUUUUGCACCUCAGUUCAGUGCUUGGGGCUUAGCUGGCCUCUGCAGGUCUGAUGUGAAAGCCACUGUGUCCGCACCAAGCUGUCUCCUGCGGCUGCCUCAUCCACAUGGAUAGCAAAGUGGUAGGUGGUCGUUACUCUCUUGCCAGCUCUGGUUCCCCAGGGACUCCUGUCCCCAGUCCUGCUGCAGCAGACAGCUUAACAAAACCCAAAGAUCUCACAGGCUCAACCGCUGGCCCCAUGUCUCCAGCAAUAUCCACCUUACCAAAUUCUAGCUCAGCCAAAGGAUCCGGGCAGGCGCUCCCAGUUCAUCUCCUGGUGCCUGGCCUGGCCCUGACCGUCAGAGAGUCAUCUGCCUCCUGAUUCGGUGACCACUGCAGGUCUUUCCACCACAGGCCUUUGAGGGCUGGGGAACCGGGAAGCUGGGCCUUUUCUGUCAAGAUGGUGGCCUGCUGGCUUGGAUCCAGCUUGCCACGAGCCAUGUGAUUCCCAGGACAGAAAUGGCCUCUGUUUGGACGUCCAUGGCCCCAAGAGGGGAGGUGGAGAGAAUACACCUCCACUUAGCAGGGUUUUCCCCCUCAUCUGAAGUCACAUUGUCACCAACACAGCCCAAGUGAAGGACCCCAGCAUUGUGGUCUCAGAUUGGAGUAGACUGGGGCGGUCUCGGGCCCACCAGGAGCUGUGCUGCCAUCCCGGUCAUGGGUGGAUGCACCCGUCCCAGCCUGGUCCUCCUGUGGCUGGUGCCGAGGUUGAACUGCCGGGCCACCCUCCAGAGCCACGCAGAAGCUAGGAAACAACAGUGCCACCAUCCCAUCUGCUGGGUACCUUCACACUGGGCUGGGGAAAGGACAUCGAGGAUUCCUGGCAAGAAGGGUGGUCCAGUGGCACAGAUGAGAAGUUGCAGGUCUCCGGGACCCUAGGAAGGAGUUGGACACCAGCUGCGUGGGCUGGUCCAGCAUCCCCUCUUUGAGUUCGACCCUGUAUCUCUUGCACUUUGAUGAAACACCAGGGAAGAAUUCUGCAAGUCGUUUUCCACUGUGAAGCUGAACCUCUGCCUUUAGGAGUCCCCUGUUGGUGAGUGAGGCCACCUGUCACUGGACUUGGGGUGGGCUCCUGGCAGGGUGGGCACCUGGAGAGACGUCAGGGAUGCAACACAUGCUCUCUGGGGCCACGGGGUCACCAGGAAGGCUCGCAGAGAAGCCUGUAUGUGGAUGGAGAAGGGAGGCCCGUGAGGCCCAGCAGGGACACCCCCUGACCUUGUCAUACCCGUGCUGUUCUCGAAGGGCACGGCUGGCAGCCUGCUGGCCUCGUAGGCUGCACCGAGCUCGGGCUUUUCCCAGGCCUGGGGAGCUUGACAGCCUCUUGUCUGGAUGUGUCUGAAGGAGGGCCCCUGGGAAGGCUGCUGGUUUCGAUGGGACAGAGAGACGAAGGCUCGUUCUGUGCCCUGGAGAUAGUGGAUGGGGGCUCCUGUCCCUACCCUGCCAGCCCCAGCCCAGUGGGAGAGCUGGGAAGGACCCCCACUCACUGUGGCUCAUGUUUGCUAGGCCAGUUUUGGUGAACCAAUGAUACAGUGUUUCCCUCUUAUGUUUCCCCCCAGGGCGCUCCAGGGCUUCCGGGGAUUUUGUUGUUGUAGUUGUUUUUCUUCCUCUCAUUUGGGUCUGGCUUUCACCUGCCGAGGCCUGUGGUUUCUGUGCCAGACACACCUGCUCCCGCUGGGAUAGGGGGCAACUGUGAGGUCGCGGUCUGACUUAGCCAUGCCUCUCCACCACCUCAGGCGUCCUUUAAGGACUGAUCCUGUGCAGAAGAGUCGCCAGGUCUGUAGCUGGGCAGUGGCAUCACGACCCACAGGGUCCCACCCUCCCAAGCGUCCCACUGGGCAUCUUGACUCAUCGAACCAAAGUUCCUUAAAGGGGCACAGCCCAGCCUUGUCCACAACCUCAGGGGCCUGGGGAUUCCCGUGGCGCACCCUGAAAUCCCAGUCGGCACAGACUGGGGUCUGAGGCCAGCCGCAGGGAGGGGCUCCUUCCAAACCCAGGCGCUGGCCGCUCUCCACCUGGCCUGGCCGAGGCGGUGGCUUCCCCGUGGUGAGCCAGCUCCUGAACUGCCGUGGGCUGGGACUUGCCAGCCUGGAGAGAUCAGGAGCCACGCGGCCUGGCCACACAGAUCCCGAUCAUCAGGAAACCAUUUUGUACACCCACCCGAAGCAGAGAUAUUUUGUAAGAAGCGUAAAUUAUUUCCAGUUGUUUUCUGAUCCUACCUUUUUCUUUACCCCACACUCCACGUUGGCAAUUCGCUCACAUCAGGUAAAUCUUGAGAAAGCCUUGGUGCCCCCCUGCCCCCACUCAGUAACCACAUGCGUGCGCCCUCGUCCCUUCUCAGUAGUGACAGCGUUCUAGGCAAUACCAUAGACACAUCUGACUGUGUCUGUCUCUCCGAGUGCAAGAAACUCAAAUCAUCUUAAAAAAAAAAAAAAAAGAAAAAAAAGAAAAAAAAAACAAAAAAAAUUUACAAAAAAACAAACAAAAAAAAAAUAUCUUUUUUAGGCCAGAGUUUUCUACAGGUAUUAAUGAAUAUUUUUCUUAAUCCUUAUAAGUUUUAUGUGUUUAAUAUUUCUUAAUACCGGUAGCAUUAAUUUAUACUUUUGUAGCAACACAAUAUUUUUAUAAACAGCCAGUGCUUGGCUCAAGUCUUCACGGGGGUUUAUGCAGGGCCAUCUUGGGGACCCUGUGUACCAUGUACUGUAUUUAAAAAAAAAAUACCUAGUGUCACACUUGCUGUGUUGAUUAACAAAAGGCGUUGUUGGCGGUCUCCUGUGUCGUUGAUGUACAUUCGGCGCUUCUCCGAGGAGUCAUUGCAUGGGGGUUGAGUUGAGGUUCUUGUGAUAUGUGAACCCCCGAGGCCAAUCUUGAGGGUUUAUUUAGGAUUUUCUGUGUGUCCUUUGGGUUUUUCUUUUCACUUUGUUUUGGUACCGUUUCUCCAUUUACAGCCCAAAUCAGUUUUCAUGAUGUUUAAAACUUUUACUGAUUGUCAAAUGGAGGAAAGGAACAGGAAAAAAAAAAAAAAGAAUUUUUACUAAGUAAUAAAAUUUAAAACUGAGCUGUUUAAAUGUUGCUGUUUUUACCUGUCUGUUCUCGUCCGAAAGUGGAACAUUCCCAGGGAGAAGAGGAAGGUUCCAUCGGGUUCUUUAAGUCACCAAAAGCCCCAGCCCAGGAUUCAGUCCCCCGCCCUCCCCCCCGCCCCUGAAUUCUCACCACGCUCUUCCCCGGUGGUUGAUACCAAGGCAAAACAUCCUUUUCAUGGUUAGAGAGGAUCAGUUGCUUAAAUGAAUUCAUGUCGGUUGUAUUUAUGGUUUUACAAUAAAACGACCUUUAGGAAGA
This is a messenger RNA of Marmota monax (woodchuck), 8938 nucleotides long. RefSeq names its product zinc finger protein 618 (gene Znf618). The record is from RefSeq and is a predicted model, not a curated record. NCBI's taxonomy places the organism in Eukaryota, Metazoa, Chordata, Mammalia, Rodentia, Sciuridae. Bases 334 to 3090 code for a protein of 918 amino acids. The transcript has 17 exons.